Eptesicus fuscus (big brown bat) is the source of this 1458-nucleotide messenger RNA. It is a transcript of the gene GLYATL2, whose product is annotated as glycine-N-acyltransferase like 2. Gene Ontology annotation, cellular component: mitochondrion. The transcript is spliced from 5 exons. Gene Ontology annotation, molecular function: glycine N-acyltransferase activity. The coding region runs from base 127 to 1089 and encodes 320 amino acids. Lineage: Eukaryota; Metazoa; Chordata; Mammalia; Chiroptera; Vespertilionidae. The record is from RefSeq and is a predicted model, not a curated record.
AAAUGUUCAGUGGGAAACAUUUCAUAAUUGUAGAAGUUUUCCUCUGACCCACAAAGUCUCUGACUUUAUGUCAACGAACAGUUCCUUCAGUUGACUCGUUAGGAACCCAGUUCUUCUUGGAGUUCUAUGCUGCAUAGUGACACUAGAGUCAGUUCAAGUUUGGUGUGGUGGAGUCUAAAAGGUGGUAGCCACAGAAGCUUCUCCAUUGCCACACGGAGUGACUGCAGAAGGUGGUGUGCACACAGGUCUACAACAAACCGUCAGGUAUAUGGUGCCAUUUUUCACAUUAAAAAUAAAAACCCAUUCAACUUGGAGGUGCUGGUGGAUGCCUGGCCAGAUUAUCAGAUAGUCAUUACUCGGCCUAAGAAAGAGGAGAUGAAAGAUGAUCUGGAUCACUAUACCAACACUUACCACAUCUUCAUCGAAGCUCCUGACAACCUGGAGGAAGCCCUGGCAUCCCCCCAGGUUAUCAACUGGGAACAAGCCUUCCAGAUCCAAGGUUGCCAAGAGAACUUGGGUGAGGCCAUAAGAAAGGUUUCAGCUUCAAAAUCAGUGCAGGUGGAUUACACGAAGACCACGCUUUUUACAUUAGAUAUAUCAGAGAAAUUCAAGACAUCAAGUGAUGGCAAUGUGAAUUUGAUGGAGCUAAUUAAAAGUUCCGACAUGGAUGAAGCUAGCAAGAAAGGAAAUUUUCUGAGCAUCUUCUUGGAUGCCUCACAUGCAGGGCUUGUGAAUGAGCAUUGGGACUAUGGAAAAAAUGAGAGGAGCUUGAAAUAUGUUGAACACUGCCUCCAGCAUUUUCCAGGAUUUGGUGUGCUGGAUCCAGAGAGGGUUCUUAUUUCUUGGGUUGUGAUGGAACAGUCCUGUGAGAUAAGAAUGGGAUAUACUGUUCCUAAAUACCGACGCCAAGGCAACAUGAUGCAAAUUGGUUAUAAUGGGAUAGAGUAUCUUAUUCAGAAAAAAAUACCGUUCUAUUUUCAUGUGGCAGAUGAUAGAGAAGGUUACAUACAGACACUGACAAAAAUUGGAUUUAAGUGUCUUCCUUGUGGAUGGCAUCUUUGGAAGUGCACCCCCAAGAAAUAUUGCUGAUUAGUGCCAUUGUCCAUUUUGAGCCUUUCUUAUCAGUGAAAACCCAUCAGUACAAACAUGGUAAUCUGUAUUAGUGCAAAAAAAAAAAUCAUCCAGUUAUCUGGGGUCCAUGAAUUACCUAAGCUCAUCCUUAUAUAAUAUUUUAAUUUUCCUCCUCAUUCAAUUUAUAGAAAAUUAGGAGCUUGUCCCGUGGAUGCCAUACUUUUCCUUGAUAGGGACAGACAUUUCAGAAUUAAAAUCACCCAAUGUCAAUCAUUAGUGCCAAGAGAAUCCUUUAAAAGCAAUAUUUUCUUCUUUGAAGAUGUCUUUUGUGAAAAAAUCCUGUUUUUUCAUGCUCCUAUCUUUGAAAAUAAAAAAUCUGCUUUGAAA